This is a messenger RNA of Aureobasidium melanogenum CBS 110374, 1602 nucleotides long. RefSeq names its product major facilitator superfamily transporter sugar. NCBI's taxonomy places the organism in Eukaryota, Fungi, Ascomycota, Dothideomycetes, Dothideales, Saccotheciaceae. Gene Ontology annotation, biological process: carbohydrate transport; transmembrane transport. The record is from RefSeq and is a predicted model, not a curated record. Gene Ontology annotation, molecular function: carbohydrate:proton symporter activity. Gene Ontology annotation, cellular component: membrane. The coding region runs from base 1 to 1602 and encodes 533 amino acids. The transcript is spliced from 5 exons.
AUGGGUCUCACUACUGCAUGGAAGAGGCUCUCGCCUGCCCAACUCAACAUCGCCAUCCAGACGUUUGCUUUGAUCUCGAUCUUCUUCGAAGGAUAUGAUCAGGGUGUCAUGGGCGGUGUCAACGCCUCGCCGAACUACGUUACUGAAGUCAACAUCGGUACCUCCGAUGGUACCGUGACCAAUACCACCAAGCAGGGAGGUAUCGUUAGUAUCUACUAUCUCGGUGCCAUCGUUGGUUGCUUCGUUGGUGGAUGGGCAGCCGAUCGUAUCGGAAGAAUCAACGGUCUCUUCUUCGCUGCUGUGUUCGCUCUCAUCGGAGGUGCUCUGCAAGCUGCCACUCAGAGUGCUGAUUUUAUUCUUGUUGCCCGUGUGGUCACGGGUCUCGGCACAGGAGCUCUCACUGGCAUCACUCCUGUCCUCGUCUCUGAAGUCUCCAGCGCAGAACACCGUGGCGGCUUCUUGGGUUACGUUUUUAUUGCAAACUAUCUCGGCAUCUCCGUCGCCUACUGGCUCGACUUUGGUCUCUCCUUCGUCAACCAUGGAUACUCUGCUCUGCGCUGGCGCUUCUUGCUCGCCUUCCAAUGCCUCCCUGCUCUGCUGCUCCUCGCGGGCAUCAAGAUGCUCCCUGACUCCCCACGCUACCUCGCUUCCGUAGGCAGAAACGAGGAAGCACGCGAAGUCCUCUACUCCGUCCGCGGCUCUUCCAAUCCCGAAGCCGUGGAGCAGGAGUUCAACGAGAUUGUCGCCAUGGCUGAAGACACCAAGCCUGCUUCCCCUAUCGAGUUUAUCAAGAUCAUGUUUGGUCUUGACAAAAGCCAGGGUGCUCAUUUGGGUCGUAGAGCUUGGUUGUGCAUUUGGCUGCAGAUCAUGGCAUCUUGGACGGGUAUCACUGCCGUCACUGCUUACAGUCCUGUUCUGCUGCGUCAAGCUGGUUACAGUCAGAUCAAGCAGAACGGACUUGCUGGUGGUCUUAAUACUAUCGGUAUCAUCGGCACCAUCAUCUCUGCCCAAGUUGUCGACAAAUUCGGCAGACGCAAGUGUUUGAUGUGGGGAGCUGGUGGUUUGUUUGCUGUGAACUUGAUUGCUGCCUCACUCUACGAAGCCUCCCGUCAUGAUCCUUCCAAGGCAGCUAGCAUCGCUCCUGCCGCAGUCACUAUGCUCUUCCUCUUCAACCUCGUCUACGCAUCCACCUGGGGCACCGUCGCUUUCCUGAUCCCCACAGAAAUCUUCCCUAGCCGUAUGCGCGCACAAGGAAACGGUUUCGGUAUCACUGGUUGGGCUAUCGGUGUUGGUUGGACCGUCCUCGUCAACCCAAUCAUGUUUGAGAAUAUCCAGAGUCGCACCUACUUCCUCUUCGCCGGAUUGAACUUCAUCUGGAUCGGUAUCGUCUACCUAGUAUACCCAGAAACCUCCAAUCGCUCGCUCGAAUCCAUCGAAGCCAUGUUUACAACUUCGCCCUUUUACUGGCAGAUGGAAAAGGCCUAUGCUGAGAACAAAGAUUUGUUUGCUACUACAGCUGCAAAGCAAGGAAUGGGAGAAGAUGAAAGGUUGUCAAAGGAAAAGCAACUUGAAUGUGUGCAUGAUGAAUUGACUCAUGUAUGA